GAGACAACAGAGAAUUGCCGAAACCGGUCAUCUAUAUGAGUAAAUGAUUUUAGCGAUCGUGGUAGUUGCAAAUUUAUUUUGUGUUCACAUUCCCAUGUUUACACUGCUGCAAGCUUGCUUAUUAAGUUUUCUAACCAAACCCUCUCGUAAAUAAUACAGAAUAAUAAGUGGAUAUUAAAGAAGGUCUCAAAACAACUCAUUAGCUCCAAAUUAAGAUUUGUUCUUCCAAUGUGGCUACGAUCAUCGAAAGCUGGACGAAAAGUUAUUCGUUUAGCGUACAAUAUUGCGGAACAAAGUAUUAGUCUAUAGAUAUAAGACAGUGGUACUAACGAAAAGUAGAUUAAACAUCUGAAUCUGUCAGUUUAACAUAGAGGACAAGCAAAUCUAAAUGUCAGUAUGGUUAAGCACUAAAAUUGCUCCAGGUAGAUGAAAUGAGCCCAGACUAACAAGUGGCGAUAGCUUUUGAUACAGUGGGCAGUGCUAUCUCGCAGAGUUUAUGUUCUGCAACAAACUCUCCUUGGAGAUGAUAACGUCAAGGGGGAACAGAUGUUUGGAUUCCAGACACCAAAAAGGAGGAAUGCUUUAGCACAGAAAGCUUUGGAAUCUGUGCAGACACCAGACCGGGAAGGAAUACCUAAGGCACAUGGACUCAAUGGCCAGUUCCAGACACCAAAAAGAAGAAGUGCUUUGGCAUCUGUACAGACACCUGACCAGGAAGGGGUAACUAAGGCACGUGGACUCAGUGGCCACGCCACCCCAACUAGUUCUCAUACUCGGAGUAAAACCAGAACCCCUCAGCGAAGACACUCUGUGUGCACUCCACUGAGGAAACUGAGGACACCGUCGAGGCAGGUUCAAACUCCUUCAACUCGACUGAGGCAACUUGAUGCGGAUACAGCAAAGACACCCUAUAAUUUGCGCAAGAGAAUUGGAAAAAAGAUUGUACAAAUGACCAAGGAUGAUAGCAGUGAUAGUGAUAUUUCUUCAAGUGAAAGUGAGUACUGCCCCAGUGAUGAGAAUGAGGAAGAUAUUGCAGAGAAUGAGGAAGAAAAUACAGAGAAUGAGGAAGAAAAUAAUACAUCUGCUGGAGAUACUGAUUCCGAUGAUGAUCGGAGGUCACAUGAGAGUGAAUGUGCCAGUCGUAGUGCAGCAAGAAAGGAGAAGAGAAUACUGCCACAAAAUUCAGGCUUACUGUCAGCUUGUAACGUUAAAGAAUCUGAUUAUAAACUUGAGCCAGAGCAAUACUUCAGCACUCAUUCGAACAAAAAGCACCAUACAUCAGGCCGGCUUCUCAGUUCUCGACUGAGCCAGGAUGUUCUGCAAAAGCUGUUAUCUGAAGUGCCUGAGAAACACAGCAAAUGUAUUGCUAAACUUUGCAAGAAUCAUCUGAGACUCUUUCCAAAUUGGCACUUUGCUCUCAGGGAAGGCUUCAGUAUCCUUCUGUAUGGUGUGGGAUCAAAAAGGAAGCUCCUGCAGUCUUUUCAGGAAACAGUUAUGGAUGAGAGUGACGUGCUUGUUGUCAAUGGAUUUUUCCCAAGUCUUUCAAUCAAUGAGGUUGUCAAUAUGAUAGCUAAAAAUAUUCUUGAGUUAUCAAAUGUGCCUGCUGACCUCUAUGAAUGUUUAGAACUGGUCCAGAGCUGGUACUCUGGCAUAUACAAGAAUUCUUUGUACCUUAUUGUGCAUAAUAUUGAUGGCGAAAUGUUGCGCAAUGACAAAUGCCAAGAUGUUCUGAGUCGUCUAGCUAGCACUCCUAAUAUAUACCUGCUAGCUUCUAUAGAUCACAUAAAUGCUCCCUUAGUCUGGGAUCAAGCGAAGUUGAGCAGCUUUAACUUCACAUGGUGGGAUGUAACAAAUUUCCUUCCAUAUUUCAUGGAAACAUCAUUUGAAUGCUCUGUGAUGGUGAAAAAUUCUGGGAGCCUGGCACUAUCAUCAUUAAAUAAUGUGUUCAAAGCUCUCACAACAAAUGCACGCAGUAUCUUCCUGCUCAUUGCCCAGCGCCAUAUUGAAAAUAAAGACAACAGUAAUUUUCGAGGUGUUUUGUUCCGAGAUCUGUACCAGGCCUGCCGUGAUGCUCUUCUUGUAAGCUCAGACCUGGCUCUCCGUUCGCAACUCACUGAUUUUUUGGACCACCACAUGCUGAGAUCACGCCGUGGAGCUGAUGGUUCUGAGUACCUUCACAUCCCAGUAGAGAGUUCAGUUCUGAAUCAGUUUAUGGCACAACAUAGUUGUGAUGAUUAAUGUCAUAAAAAUGUCCUGAAGGAGGAGCUAUGUGCUAAAAACAGAGCUACAACCCUACAAAGAGUAUGUUGUAAAGAGUAUGUAAAUAGUUUUUGUUGGGACUAUAGAUUUUUAGAAUUAUUUGUCAUGUACAUCACUGUUAUUGACCAUGGCCCACACACAUAAACAGCUGUAAUAGUCUCACAAAGAUUUUUCCUGUGAGGUGUUGGCGAUUACUGAAAGACAUAUGUCUUCUUAUUUGUUAUAUAUUUUAGUUUACUGGAAUGAAUUUUAACUGUUCUGACACAUAAUCAGGCUGCACGAUACUUUGUCAGAUGUUUGAGAAGUGAGUAUUUUAUAAAAAAAAGCAGAAUCUUGAAAUUAAUUUCUUAUUUAUCAUACAUCUUAGUUUACUUGGAUGUAUUUUUAUCAUUGUGACACACAUUUUUUAUAUUUUUA
Schistocerca piceifrons (Central American locust) is the source of this 2676-nucleotide messenger RNA. It is a transcript of the gene Orc2, whose product is annotated as origin recognition complex subunit 2. Gene Ontology annotation, molecular function: DNA replication origin binding. Gene Ontology annotation, biological process: DNA replication. The record is from RefSeq and is a predicted model, not a curated record. NCBI's taxonomy places the organism in Eukaryota, Metazoa, Arthropoda, Insecta, Orthoptera, Acrididae. The transcript has 8 exons. Gene Ontology annotation, cellular component: nuclear origin of replication recognition complex; nucleus. Bases 547 to 2238 code for a protein of 563 amino acids.